Molecule: messenger RNA, 5834 nt
Organism: Amoebophrya sp. A25
Lineage: Eukaryota; Dinophyceae; Syndiniales; Amoebophryaceae
Source: the annotation of a GenBank genome assembly
AUGACAGCCGCUGAUCUGGUUUCCAGUACCCUGUUCCGACAAACUGUCCUCAGUGGGUUUGUAGAUUACUUUGGUCAAGUAAGUGGAGAAUCAGAAGAUGCAUUGUUGCGUAACCUCGAAUACAUGUUAAGGCUAGGCAGUUUAAUAUCCUGAGACGAGACAGAGUGGACGAGUCCCCUCCUUUCAUUUCUUAAAGGAGAGAGACACUAUAUCUAUAAGGGGGAAGGGAAAAAAGGGGACUCAUUCAACGCCAACUAGGCAUAGUCAAAAUAGUGAAAAACUGCUUCCACCUCUAACUAUGGAUCUAGACGUUGUUUCCGACGUCGACCCGAAUAUCGCAGUUGCCGGGGCGGCAGGACUUGCAGCGGCAGACUUGACAUCGAACACGACAGUGGGACCUACAGGUUCAGCAGCUAUGGGAGUGAAAGCAAACAAUGAGAAAAAAAAAGAUGCAAGAUGAUGUCAUGCUCAUGGAUCGGUUUCGGUUCCAGCUUCUACUAAUAAUUAGCAAUCGACGAGAAACAGGAAGUUUAGUGAACGGUUCCGGUUUUUGGUAACCUGAAUUCGAUCACAAGGAUUCUCUUCUUGUUUUCCCUUAUGAUCAAAAUCAGGCUACCGAAUACCAGAACAAUGCAUUUAUGUUGUAGACGAAAACAAGUAUGCACACAUCAUAUGGAUACAAUUCUCUUGUCCGGAGGGCUUCACGACCCUCUAAAGAUGUUCCUUCAGGAGCAAUAGGGAACGCCACUGGCAUGCUAGCGAGUACUACGGGUUUGCCUUUUUUGCUGGAGCGCAAAGGGACGCAGACGUCAACGAAUACUCAGAGCAGCGUGGACAACUUGCUUCGAGGGCUAGUCAACCUCCUCAACGAAAAAAAUGGGAAGCAAGAUGCGAAGUUAAGGUUGAGGAUCCUUUUAACAGUUAGCCACUCCUUCUCGGAAUUUAUCUUAUUCUAGAAGCACUUGUGGAAUUGUAUCGUCCCGCUGGUAAUAUUCGAGGAAGUACUACUAGUACUGGGCGGGACGUCAAUCAAUCAAUCAAUCAAAACCUCCUCUAACCUCUCCAGAGGACGCCCAAAGACAGAUUGAGAGUCUGAAGACCGCUUUACAGCAUCAUGGGAGCUUUACUUCAGAAGCGGCUUCGUCGCCAGUGCAGGUCUUGCGAACCCUUCUGCAGGAGGUGCGUCACGAUGAAGACAAUGAGAAGAAAACUGAACAAGAGGAGAGGAAUGAUCAUGACGAUGGGGAAGGAGUACUAGAGCUAGAGGAGGAGCUACGUAGGGGUAGAACAACUACAUUUAAGGCUCAGCUUUCAAUGGUCACCAGUGAGAUUGGGGUCACUGAGAUCGAAGAAGCGACCGCUUGCUUAGGGAACAGGGGAAAAGGAAGGGAAAGGGGAGAGCUUUGGAGGGCUCAGCAUCAGUCGUUCAGCAUCAGUGACCAUUGAGUGCUGAGCUCUAAUACAUCCUCCUCAACAAGUAAAAAUAUCCCACACAUCCACAUCCAUCGCAUCAGGGACCCUCACGCAACGGGGAAAGAAGGGGAGCAUGCACUGUUUUCUACAACCGUUGAAGAGAUUACAUACGCCAGUCCCUCUGAAGCCAGUCCUUCUGAAGAGGGACGAGAGGGAGAGGAGUCUACUUCGUUCUUGCAGCUCGUCCAGUCACAGUCGCAAUCCUCUACCGUGUCCGAGCAGAACAAGUCUAGAAGUGCUUCAAUUUCGUCAGAGGAGCAGCUCGACCCAAGUGGCGAACGCCUUAGGAGACGGACGCUGAGUCGGGCGAUGAGGAAAGCGAAUAAGCAUUUUGUUGCCAAUUAUUUGUUGCCAGCAGGCAAUAAGAAUAAAGGCACGACUAGCAGAACAAGUAGAAGACAUCUUCACAAUUUCCAAGAAACAUCCAGAGGUGGUAGCCGACGUGGAGGAAGAGGUCGUGGUGGACAGCAUCGUCGAGGAUUAAGUGGUACUAGUACUAUUAAGGGUUGUAAGUUGGCCGAUCUAUGAGCAUAUGAUCCAAGUAGAUCUAUUGCUUUUGCUUCUUCAUCAAGUUUUUAGGAGGAAAGUCAUUUAGAUAUGCGGGCUAGAUCGGUCAAACAACUUGCAGCCGCUAAUCGUAGAUCUUCAAAGAACCAGCACAGCCACAGUGCUACUAGAAGGAAAAAGGCUAGAACUAUGUCGCGAAUAUGGACGAAUCCGGAACUAUCACUGUCCACUGGUAGAAGAAAGAGCAGCUCCUCUGUAGAAGAUACGAAUCUACUCAACAACGCGGCAUCUCGAACAUCUAGUGGCCUCUAUAGUUAAGGUCAACAUUUAGUGUCCAUCUUUCUCGGCAUCUCGGUACCCUUUUCCCUUGUAUUCUCAUGAAAUACAAGGUAAAAGGGACCCCAAGAAAAGGGGGGCCGAGGUGCAAUCUAGCAGACUCUAAUAUAGAAAAGCAUCAUCAUCGUCAAGUCUCGCGUCCAAGAUGGCUGCAAAUGAGGCUAGCCUUGCAGCUAGCGCCGACGCUAAGUCGAUGAUAAACAUGCUGUUGUCAUCAGGGAAAACGGAGCAGGGCAAUCAUGGAAGGUAAGGCCUUUGCACUAUGUAUUUCUAUUUGUUUCAUCUCCUGAUACUUUCCUGAUAUUAUGAGGACGCAAUGAUCCCGGCUCAAGCUUUCACUUAAUUAUGACAGAGCAAAGCUUGAGGAAUACCUAUGCAUUCACACUUGAAGCACAGAAAUGAAGAAUCCGGAUCAACAUUACCUUCUAGCUCUAAAAAGCGAGAACAAACGCUGCAAGCGCUCUUGGUGUAGGAUCAGGCUCGGUGCUACGGCAGACGCCACCAGCUGGCCGCUUUCAGAUGAUCAAGGUGUCUGUGUCCUUCGGAAUUCCACAGAGUAAAGCCGCACAAGUAGACGCGUCUAUCCCAAAGGAUGGAUCCGCUCCGCCAGCACUCUUAUGGGCUGUUGACGAUAACUUUAGAACGUAGUAAUAGAUUCUUUAGAUCACAACUUUAGAACUGUCAAUGUUGUUGUAAUAGAUUCUUAGUCUAUAGUUGUUGUAGUGCGAGCACAAGUAUUCCUAUCCUCGAAAUUGAAAGGUUAGUUAAGGGUAGGUUAAAGGUGCUUUUGUUACCGUUUGUUAUGGCUCUCCCAAGGGGGACAGCCAUAACAAGCGGGAUAAACGAACACCAAAAACCUACCUCGAAGUUCGGGUGGUAUCAAUUUGCCUGCUUCUGCUGACACAAGUACUUUGACUUCUUGAAGAAUAUAGUGCUGUUGAACACUUCAGACAGAAGAUGCAGGAUGGUGUACAUUGUGCUAGAUUUUCUGAAGAAUAAAGUGCUAAGUGUUCAGGAGAACUGAAAAAAAUUUCAAAAAAAAAAAAACCGCUAAUCAGAAUGGCUGCGCUGUCAAACAAGCUCGCGCAAGCAGCCCAGAUCGCUCUCACUGGAGUGGUAAUGACACCACCCUCGUCGCCCGGCAGUGCGACGGGAGCAACCGGGAGUGAAAAUUAAGACUACAAUUUGUUGAUUGUAGAUGCAUCUUCUUCUUCACUCGAGAAUCUAAAUGUAGUUUCGGGAAGAAACCAAGAUGCAUCAAGAUGCUCGCGCAGCUGUAUUUAUGUUAGUUGUUCUAAGAGAAGGAUGUCAUCAAGCUGCUGAGGGAGAUGCUAGAUAAGACGCUUGCAGGUUUGGUUGCGGCCACAAAUCGUCCGCAAAUAAUUGCCGGAGGGUUAUGGCUUUCUUGGGUAGAGAAACUUGAAGGCUAUUAUAAGUUAGACUUGUUUUUACAGAAGUAUCCUGCUUACAACUGCUUAAGCUUAUCCGUCAUAGUUGAUAUUGCUAUUGAUCUCUACCACUCGUCUAAUCCUCGGAGGCGGUGGCUCGGACCUGAUCACGAAGUAUUUUGACCCGGUCAUCAUGGCUAUGCUGCUGAAAACGAUUAUGAGGGCAGCGAACGGCCGAUCGGCACCGAGUCCAGCUAUCAACAUCACGAUUGGCCAGGACAUGUUGGGUGUUAUGACUGGUGGGAUGACGGAUGAGUUUGAUCUUGAUCAGCUGGAAGAUUCUUGAAGUACGUAGAAAUAUACAACUGUGCUCGCCAUGACGACUACCUCUCGAUCUACUUAAUAAAGUACUACGGGUCCUCUACUCAGGUUGUAAGCUACAUGACUGCUCUGGUCGUGUUAAAGCACUUCUAGUAGUACACCAAAUGAGUUAGUAGAGGUGGACGCGGGCAGCAGGAGCUAGUACAAAGUGAAUGAUGGUCCUAAGGCUAGCCUUAGGACCACCAUUCACUUAGUACCAAUGGAAGAGAUCAAUACCGGCUUCUCACUCUAAGAUUCGCUUUACCGGAACUUCCGGAGGCCCGCAGCUUCCAGUGUCAGUAAACGGAGCAUCUCCUAUUGGUGUAGGAGGGUCAUCGGGUGGGCCAAAUGUGGUGUACAACGUGGGAUACAAUACGAACUAUGAUGGCGUCUCACUGACACGACCGGAAGAGGGGAGCGAUGGUAGCGUGAACUCUAAUGUUGACACGACGAGCGUUCCUGCAGCGUCUGCAUCUGCAGCGUCAGCAGUAGGUCCGGCACCUGCACCGGCAGCAGGUGGAAGAGGCGCGCCACCGGCACCUUCACCAGCAAGAGGCGCACCGGCCGCAGCAAGAGGAGGACGGGCGAAUGCUUCGCCGUUUCUCAUAGAGCGGAGCGGUGGAUAUGCGCAACAAGCCUACGGUAUGCCGGAAUGGGUAUCGACGUUGUUGCAAGAUAUCAAGGAUCUAAAGGAGGAUGAGCGAGAUGAGGAGUCUUCAUAAUGCACUCCUAUAUACAGAUAUUAAUAUUUUUUACUUUUAGGGUUGGUAGAAAAAUAUAACGAUAAGAAGAACAAAGUAUAAGUAGAUUUUUGUACCCCUGGUCGUGAUUGGCACAGAAGUCACAAGUAGUUAUUUUGCCAAGUGAGUCCAACGAGUGAUGAGUUUGCUAAACUAGAAUCAAAAAUAGCAGCUAAUGAUAAUGUUACUGAUACUGUUACUGAAUCAACAAAAGUUCAAUGACUGUCGUUACGGUUACUAGCAAGCAGAAAUUACUAUUACGAUUCUCUAAGCCUGUAGAAGACUUGUUAGACUCCUAGUUGUAGUUCAGCAAAAGCAACGAUACUCUUUCUAGUUCACAACAAAGCAAGAGAAUGAACAUCCAUACAAGAGAUGACAUUUUCUAUGAGUGCUAUCCCUAUCUUCAGUCAACAACAACAAGGGCUUCAUAAUCAUAAUGUCCACCCCAAUUCGUUUUCCCAAGGAACCAUGAGAUCUACACUUUGUAGUAAGCUGUAUGUCGCGCAUUGAAUGCGCCGCAUUCUUUCAUCUUGAUCUUCAUAACUAAAAUGUAUUUGUAUUUUCUUUCACUUUCUCACGAUGUUGUUUCUUGUACUUCAUUUUCACUAUCCACCACUUGUUCCAUAGUAGUCGUACUCGGUUUCUUACACAAAAUUUUUGUUGUUGUUCAUUGAAGCUUCCUAUUUUCUGUUUCAGAUUAAAAAUUCAUCCUUAUUUAUUACGAAUUAUAGGCAUUUAACUUAAGUUUUCGUUUCGUGGAGCUCUGAGUCAUCUUUUUGAGAAAUUGGAUUUUUGUCACUGCAGUACCUCCAUUAACUUUACACCACAGUAAAAAAAUGCACCAUAAGUAUGCACAGUUAGUACCACGUGAUUGGUAUGAUGUAAAGAUAUAUGUCAUUUGUCAUUUUGACAAAUAGGAUUCUCAGGAGCGAUAUCCUCAUCCAUACGGCGGCGGUGCCACACAUCCAUACUAACCAGAUGCCCCAUUGAAGAUGGCAACUUUUAUGCGAGUGACUCAGACUCCGAGAGA